Ostertagia ostertagi is the source of this 264-nucleotide messenger RNA. The record is from the annotation of a GenBank genome assembly. Lineage: Eukaryota; Metazoa; Nematoda; Chromadorea; Rhabditida; Trichostrongylidae.
AUGCGUGCAAAGAAUAUCUGCGUCUCUUUUGCUGCAGCCAAAGCUCCGGUACGUGAACUGUUCGAAGCCAGUGGGCUUUAUGCAACUGUGGCCAAAACCAACUUCUACCCUACAAUAUACGAUGCGAUAGCAUACGCUCAAAUGGAGAGAGGCGUCGCGACUCCUGAUAAUUUUGCAUCCCAUGAUAGCUACGCCAAUCAUGUGGACACUACAGACGAAGCUGUUCAAUGUCCUGAAUCGUCUCCAGAGCGCCAUUCUGUGUAG